CCGCGAAGACCACAUGCGCGUAGACCCAUCACUCGACGCGAUCCCCGUGAGCUCCUUCGCACCCUCGCCCGAAGACAUCCAGCCGACCAUCGAUGCUUCGCGCGUGCGCAUGAACCGCAAGUCGGUGCUCGUCUCGGCGCUCUUUGGCCUCAACUUGCGAGGCCACCCCUUCCGCGGGGCCACCCACCCGCUCCUCACGGUCGACGCGGUCGAGGCCAUCAACCAAACCGAGUACAUGCACUACUUUCGCGACCUCUUCUCGUCGGCGACCUUGCCAAAUGGCGCCUCGUACAUCUACGACGACACGACGGCCACGGACAUUGCGCGGCACGUGUUUCCGCUCAACGGCUCUUCCAAGGAAGAUGAUUGCGCGCACGGUAUUAUCACCAGCGUCGCGGGCGCGAUCUACUUUCCGUGGUCGCACGUGCCUGAGAUCGCCCACGUGCUUUGCGGCGUCAACGCGUCCGCAUCAACGUCGUACGCGCGCGUGUGGAAGCACACGAUGGUGUCGACGCCGCACGCCUUGUCGGUGCUCUGGACUGUCCCCGGCAACGACCUGUUUCCGAAUGCGUCGACCAGCGCUGGCGGCUCCUCAAGCUCUUUUGCCGCCUUUUUGAGCGGCUACAUUGGCUAUGUGUGCUACGCCGAGUAUUUUACGCACGUGCUCCACCUCCGGAAGGCGCUCAUGUCGUAUGCCAUGAGCGAACGCAAGAGCGUUGUACGCUACGAAGUACUCAUGGGCGACGCGACCAGCAUCGUGCUCUCGCACCCCAAGAUUUGCUUUUUGUUUGUGCUCGAUUUCUGGAUGAGUCCCGAGUUAUCCGGCCAAGCGGGCGCGCGCGUCGAGCAGUUUGAGAGCGCCUACUACUUUGCCCUUGGCUCGAUCUACUUUAGCCGCAGCGUAUGGCUCUCGUACAGCACGCUCGUGCUCCUCAAUCCGGUCUUGCGGCGGUGUCGGAAAAGCCAUUGGCUCAAGCCCGCCAACCCGACCUUACUGGCGAUCGCAGCGUACGCGUACGGCGGGCUCUUCACGCACCUCCAGCUCGCAUGGUACCCGAUGCUCUCGGUGUACAUUGCGCUCUUCUCGAUCGUGAUGACGCCGGUGCCGCCGGGCGACGAGUAUGUCGAGGCGCUGGUGGCGUUUUUGGCGUUCUCGCUCUCGCUGUGCACGCUGCCCGUGCUGCUCGGUGUGCCCGGCAUCGCCGCGCGCGCUGCCAAGCGCGCGGUGCGCAAUGUUCGGCAAGUGUCGAGCGGCCGCGACGCGGCGCGCUGGUACCGUUUCCAGGCCAAUGAUGGCUCGGACGUGCACGAGGGUGCGUUUGCGUACAACGAUUUCAAGCACAAGAGUCUUCUUUGGUUCUAUCGUCUCGGCGCCAACGUCCGAGAUGUGAUGCACGGAGGGUCGAUGUACCGGCUGUUUGAAGCGUACCCCGAGUACCGACGUCAUGGCACGAUGGACCAGCGCGGCGGCGACUGCUACGUCCUGGGCUACGACCGCCUCAACAACCUCGUUGAAGUCACGCGCGUGAACCUCUUGUCCCAGAUGGAUGCGCCAAUCUCGGUGGCCGUGACCGCCAAGCGCCAAGUACUUGGCAGCAGGAAGAUAUCGCAGCCCAAGAAAGCCCGGGCGUUUCGGUACGCUGUCGGCACGCUCGUGGUGCGCCAAACGGCGGGACCUGGUGCGAUGGUGUCGGUAUCAAAAGGGGCCAUGGACUCGCCGUGGAUUGCUUAAAAUGAUUGCUUCACACACG
This is a messenger RNA of Saprolegnia parasitica CBS 223.65, 1751 nucleotides long. RefSeq lists its product as hypothetical. The transcript has 5 exons. Lineage: Eukaryota; Oomycota; Saprolegniomycetes; Saprolegniales; Saprolegniaceae. The record is from RefSeq and is a predicted model, not a curated record. Bases 14 to 1732 code for a protein of 572 amino acids.